Molecule: messenger RNA, 1275 nt
Organism: Debaryomyces hansenii CBS767
Lineage: Eukaryota; Fungi; Ascomycota; Pichiomycetes; Serinales; Debaryomycetaceae
Product: DEHA2G19492p
Exons: 1
Coding region: 1-1275 (424 amino acids)
Biological process (GO): D-serine catabolic process
Molecular function (GO): D-serine ammonia-lyase activity
Source: RefSeq, a predicted model, not a curated record
AUGGCUUAUCCAUCAAAAUUCACACCAUUGGCUGAUAAAGAAGUUCUUUUGAAAAAUUACAAAGGUAAAAGAUUACAAGAAUUACCUACACCAUCAUUUAUCAUUGAUAGAAAUGUAUUCCGGAAAAAUAGCGACAAGAUGCUUCACAACUCAUCGAAGUUGAAUGCUGAGUUUAGGGCACAUGUAAAGACUCACAAAUCUACUGAAGGAACUUUGUUACAAUUAGGUAGUGGAAGUUUGAAAACUGAUAAAGUUGUAGUUUCUACGUUAAUGGAAGCAUGGAAUCUAGUUCCAUUGGUGGAGAAAGGUCUUAUAUCUGACAUUCUAUUCAGUUUGCCAGUUGUCAAAUCAAGGUUGGACGAAUUGGCAGAUUUGAGUACGAAAGUUCCAAAAUUACGCUUAAUGCUAGACAGCCCGGAACAAUUGGAUAUCUUAACUGCCUACAAUAACUCAAAUUCACGAAAUCAGAAAUGGUCUAUUUUCGUCAAGAUUAAUAUGGGAACUGAUAGAGCUGGGUUGUUGAAUGACUCAGAAAUAUUGAACAAAGUCUUGAAAAGGGCAUUGAAUGACGAAGAAGUCAAGAAAAAUGUUGAAAUUUAUGGUUUUUAUUGCCAUGCCGGUCAUUCAUAUAGUGCUGAUUCGGAGAACAAAGCCAAGAGGGUCCUUAUUGACGAAAUCAGCCACGCAAAUAAAGCAGCAAAGGCAGCUCUUAAGGUAGACCCAAGUUUGACAAAUUUGCAAUUAUCUGUGGGUGCAACCCCAACAGCUCACGCAUCUGAAAUAUUAUCUCAAGAAGAGUUAGAGAACUCAUUGGGUGGUAAAUUAGCUGGUAUCUUAGAAUUACAUGCCGGUAACUACCCGUGUUGUGAUCUACAACAAGUGGCUACAGGUUGCGUAAGUUACGAAGAUGUGUCUUCUAAAGUUAUUGCUGAAGUCAUAUCUACCUAUCCAGAUAGGGGUUCUAAAUCACCUGGUGAGCAAUUAGUAAACGCUGGAGUUAUCGCAUUAGCUAGAGAAUUUGGACCAUUACCAGGUCACGGCAGAAUAUUGGAGCCCCGCCAGUAUAACAAUUGGAUUGUCGGUAGAAUAAGUCAGGAACAUGGUAUACUCACACCGUUAGAUGAAUCAAAAGAUACAACCUUUAUCCCAUUAGGUACUCAAGUCAGUAUUACGCCGCAGCACAGCUGUAUUACGGCAGCAUCUUAUCCUUGGUAUUUUGUGGUUGAUGGCUCUGACGAAGUUGUCGAUAUCUGGGUACCAUGGAGAGGCUGGUAG